This is a messenger RNA of Nothobranchius furzeri (turquoise killifish), 2301 nucleotides long. It is a transcript of the gene gabra6b, whose product is annotated as gamma-aminobutyric acid type A receptor subunit alpha6b. Lineage: Eukaryota; Metazoa; Chordata; Actinopteri; Cyprinodontiformes; Nothobranchiidae. Gene Ontology annotation, molecular function: GABA-A receptor activity; benzodiazepine receptor activity; inhibitory extracellular ligand-gated monoatomic ion channel activity. The record is from RefSeq and is a predicted model, not a curated record. Gene Ontology annotation, cellular component: synapse; postsynapse; GABA-A receptor complex. Gene Ontology annotation, biological process: gamma-aminobutyric acid signaling pathway; signal transduction; regulation of postsynaptic membrane potential.
CUCUUUAGGCUUUUCCAGCUGAGCGACUCGGGCUGAGGCGGGCGCAAACGCACGAGAGGGAAAGUCAAGUCGUGCUGGACUGGCGCGAUUUCCUCGCACGGGCUUUCUUUCAUUUUUUUUAUUUUUUUUUUACUAGACGGGAAGAGUCGAACCGCAGCAGAACCAUGCUCCUAACAUAAUGCAACAUGCCGAUCGGAGGUUUGCGAAGCAUGGCUUUCCUUUUAACCUGCUUCCUGGUGUUUGGUGUGGGAAGCGUUUGGGGAAAUGAGCACAGUGAGACCAGCAUCUAUUUGGAUAACAUCACGCGUAUAUUGGAUAGAUUACUGGAUGGCUAUGACAACAGGCUGCGACCUGGAUUUGGAGGUCCUGUCACAGAGGUCAAAACUGACAUCUUUGUCACCAGCUUUGGGCCCGUGUCAGACGUCGAGAUGGAAUACACGAUGGACGUGUUCUUUCGUCAGACCUGGAUCGACGAGCGGCUAAAAUUCGAGGGUCCGAUCGAGAUCCUGCGGCUAAACAACCUGAUGGUCAGCAAGAUUUGGACGCCCGACACUUUCUUUCGGAAUGGCAAAAGGUCGAUCUCUCACAACAUGACCACCCCCAACAAGCUGUUCCGCAUCAUGCAGAACGGAACUAUCCUCUACACCAUGAGAUUAACUAUAAAUGCCGAGUGUCCCAUGCGGCUGAUGAACUUCCCAAUGGAUGGCCAUGCCUGCCCACUCAAGUUUGGGAGUUAUGCUUACCCCAUCAGUGAGAUUGUUUAUACGUGGAAGAAAGGACCUCUGUCUUCUGUCGAGGUGCCACAGGAGUCAUCCAGUUUGUUGCAGUAUGAUCUUAUUGGCCAGACCGUUUCAAGUGAGAGACUAAAGUCAAACACAGGUGAAUAUGUCAUCAUGACUGUUCACUUUCACCUCCAGAGGAAAAUGGGGUUCUUCCUGAUUCAAACCUAUAUUCCCUGCAUAAUGACCGUCAUCCUGGCACAAGUUUCCUUCUGGAUUAAUAAAGAAUCUGUUCCAGCUCGGACCGUUUUUGGUAUCACUACCGUCUUGACCAUGACAACACUCAGCAUCAGUGCUCGUCACUCCCUUCCUAAAGUCUCCUACGCCACAGCAAUGGAUUGGUUUAUAGCCGUUUGCUUUGCCUUUGUAUUCUCAGCCCUUAUUGAGUUUGCAGCUGUCAACUACUUCUCCACCCUUCAGGCCAACCGAGAGCUGCGGAAGGCAGCAGCCAUGAAGGCCGCCGCCCAAGAGGCAGCAGCUGCGGCCGCAGCCCCAGCUGUAGCAGCAGGAAACGAGGGAGAGUCUACCUCAGUGGAUGCCGGGAGUGUGCUGAAGAAGAGAAUGAACUCUGCACCGAUUCUUGAUCGCCCUGCCAAAACUUUCCCCAACCCACCAGUCAAUGCCCAAGCUUUUCUGCAGCAAGGCUCCGCAGUCCCUGCCAACAACGUUCUGACUGGCACCAGCAUCAUUGACAAAUAUUCCCGCAUCCUCUUUCCCCUUUCAUUUGGCGCCUUUAACCUGGUCUACUGGAUCGUUUAUCUCACCAAGGACACCAUGGAGAUGUCAAGGUGAACAUAUGGCAUGGCUAACACAAGACAUUGGACACUGUUUAGGGGUGUGUCUUUCUGGAACACUCACAUUUACACACACACACACUGUAUAGUUCAACAUAAAAAAGACAGACUCUCACCAAGCACUCUUUUAUGCAGCCUCAGCGUUGUGUUUCUUUUCAAGUAGUCCCCUGAACUGGGAGUGUUCUGACAGCAGACGCACCGGCUCCUAUUGCCAACUUGACCAGGAAGCCCAAAGCCAUGAGAGGCCUCCAGUUCUGGAUCCAUUUCAAACAAAACUCCUUUUUCUUUUAUUUUUAUUAAUCAGUCCCCAAUGUCAAGGAAUAAGAGUAAGUUACGUACAUGUUAGUGCUUAUUUAUUUUAUUUUUUUUGAACAGUGUAUACCUCUUGUAUCAGAGCCAGAAGCAGAGCAAAACAGAGGCACUCUGUUGGAUGUACAGCAUUUUGUUCCUUUCUGUGUGCAACAUGCAUGGACUCUCUGUGAUUUAGCAAGUUUGUUUGAAACAAAACACUUCUAUUCCUGAUAAUUAGGAUACAUAUGUGAAAAAGAAUGUAAACCUGACUGGAUUUAUUCUGACCAGUUUAUACGAGUCUUUUGAAGCCUGUUGUUUUUUUCUCAUUUUGUUUUAAUCCUACACUGCUUUUUUCCCUCCCUCUCUCUUUGUCAUGCAUUGGAUAAAACUCUCCCAAAUGAAGGAGGAAUGAAGAAGUGAAGCAUAAAUCUUCAAAA